This is a messenger RNA of Dovyalis caffra, 1677 nucleotides long. The record is from the annotation of a GenBank genome assembly. NCBI's taxonomy places the organism in Eukaryota, Viridiplantae, Streptophyta, Magnoliopsida, Malpighiales, Salicaceae.
AUGAGGAAUUUAGUUCUUCAAAAGCCUUCUGAGGUGACAGUCACAGGUGUGAGAAGCAGCCUAAGCUAUGUCUGGGAAUCUAUAAGACUUCCAGUCAUUGCACCUCUCCUAAGACUUGCAAUUAUCUUGUGUUCGGUGAUGUCUGUUAUGCUUUUUCUUGAAAGGGUUUACAUGGCUCUUGUCAUCAUGUGUGUAAGACUGCUGGGGAAGGAAAAGUACACCAAAUAUAAGUUGGACGCCAUGAAAGAAGACAGAGAGCAUAAACAUAGCAGCUAUCCAAUAGUGCUGGUUCAAAUACCUAUGUAUAAUGAGAGAGAGGUCUACAAGCUUUCCAUUGGGGCUGCGUGUGGGCUUUCAUGGCCAUCUGAUUGUCUCAUAGUUCAGGUUCUUGAUGACUCUACCAAUGAAGUCCUACGGGAACUGGUGGAGUUGGAGUGCAAAAAAUGGAUAGGAAAAGGAGUGAAAGUUGAGUACGAAACCAGGAACAAUAGGAACGGUUACAAGUCUGGUGCUCUUAAAGAAGGUUUAGAGAAACAAUAUGUCAGAGAUUGUGAGUUCGUGGCAAUAUUUGAUGCAGACUUCCAGCCAGAUAAGGAUUUUCUUUUUAGAACGAUUCCUUAUCUGCUCGAGAACCCUGAAUUGGGAUUGGUUCAGGCUAGAUGGAAAUUCGUGAAUGCCAAUGAGUGUCUGAUGACCCGGCUACAAGAAAUGUCCCUGGACUAUCACUUCAGUGUUGAGCAGGAAGAGGUGAAUAUUGUUCAAUUCAUGCAACUUAAACCUAAUCCUAAUGAGUAUGUAGGUACAGCUGGUGUUUGGCGAAUCCAAGCCAUAAAUGAUGCUGGUGGAUGGAAAGAUCGAACCACAGUGGAAGACAUGGAUCUUGCAGUCAGGGCUAGCCUUAAGGGCUGGAAAUUCGUCUUCGUGGGUGACUUAACUGUGAGAAAUGAACUUCCAAGCACAUUCAAGGCAUAUCGUUAUCAGCAACACCGCUGGUCAUGUGGCCCAGCUAAUCUGUUCAGGAAGAUGACCAAAGAAAUAAUCCAUUGUGAAAGGGUGUCAAUCUUCAAGAGAAUUCAUGUCAUCUAUGCUUUCUUCUUUGUGAGGAAGAUAGUUGCACACUGGGUCACCUUCUUCUUUUACUGCAUAGUUAUACCAACCAGUGUCUUGGUUCCAGAAAUAAAACUCACAAAGCCUAUAGCUAUUUACAUUCCAGCCACCAUUACCAUUCUAAACGCAGUCUGCACUCCAAGGUCACUUCACCUGCUCGUGUUCUGGAUCCUGUUUGAAAAUGUAAUGUCCCUACAUCGAACCAAAGCAGCAAUUAUAGGACUCCUAGAAGUGAACCGUGUUAAUGAAUGGGUUGUGACUGAGAAGCUUGGGAACACUGUGAGGCAAAAGAACACUUCUAAAGCAUCGAAGAAAGUUCGAUCUUGCAUCGGAGACAGCAGGCAGAAUUCACGUCCUAGAGCUGAUAAUGGGGAUGUUUAUGUUAUACUGUGCAAUCUACGACCUACACUUUGGGAAAGAUCAUUUCUUCGUAUAUCUAUUACUUCAAGCCGGAGCAUUCUUCAUAAUGGGAUUUGGAUAUGUGGGGACAUUCGUAACAAGUUAGAGCUUGAAGACAUAAGGCCAAAACCAGAGAUACAUUCAUGUAGCAUAGGCCUUUCAGCACCAUAG